UGUCCAUCCAUCAUUUGAAAUAACUGCCUGCGGCUUUGAGAAGCAAUCACGACGAUCAAAUAGCAACGGAGAGAAAAAGAGAGCGAGAGGGCGCCAAAAUCUGCCCCGUCAGAUACUGAUUUUUUCAUGACCAAAAUUCUGCCGACAUUGUUAAUCUUUUGGAGCUUUGAGGUCUUCUUUCAUAUAAUCUCAGAAAGUUUUCUUUCAAGAAUUGUAAGGAAAGAAGGGGGCUGCUGGUCCAGUUAGGGCUGGCUACGUUUGUUCAAUCACGGCUCUAAAAAUAGAAACACGUAUUAAGAUUAGACGGGGAAGAUCAUGUGUACGAGCAUUCCCUAAGUUUUUGAUUGCAUCCCCUUCAUUUCACGGUGGUCGUGGUGCUCUACCUUCGGCUGGUGGGCAUCCAGCAGAUCUUACCUUCCUUGCCGGUGGUGGGUACUGAUACAAGCGUCGGAGUAAUUUGGCCUUCCUUCACUUGGAGGGUGCUGGAACAGCAAUUUUAAUAUAGUAUUUAAAUUGAUUUUCAAUUUGAAAAAUACUCUCUAUUUAAGCAUGGUUACAGUCAAACCACUUGCUGAUAACAAUUUACUGUUGAGGUGUGCAACUGAACAGUUGGGUUGUCCUCAAUUCUGUUCCCAAGGUAUCAAGAUCCCUAUUUAUUGCUUUGGUACCCAAUAUCUCAUUAACAAUGGCCUGUUUGGGGGAAUUUCAAACACGUCUGAAGAAGAACACUCUUUUUUGGAUUCUCUUCUACUUGCACAGUGGGAAGAAAGAAUGUUGAAAGGUCAUUUCAAAUAUGACAUAACUGCCUCUGAGAUUAAGAUCAUUAGGGGUAGAAGAAAGUUUCUUGCUCAGUUAAACAAUGACUGGGGUAUGGAGUGUUUCAAAGAUCCUGAGAAGCUUAAGAUGUGCCAUGAAGAGGAUACACUUGUGUUUGACCGGACAAAGCACUGUGAGGAAUUACUCUUUUGCAUUACAAACAGUGAUAAGGCAGACUCUGAGCUUAUUCCUUCAGCUGCCGUGCCUAAUGAUGCUAUCUUGAUUGUUAUCAAUGUAAACCCAGUUGAAUAUGGCCAUGUCUUCCUAGUACCUCAUGGCUUUGACAGUCUUUACCGGUUCCUGGAUGCAAGAUUCUUGGAAAUGGUUGCAAGGGUUGCUGUUGAGAUGAAUAAUUGUUCUUUUCGUUUGUUCUACAAUUGUCCUGGUCAUUCACGUCUAUAUUUCCAGGCCUGCUAUUUUCCAGAUCUUUUACCAGUGGAGCACAUGCCUGUUGAUAUCUUAUUUGAUGCCGGACAGGGUGGAAUUCAUAUCUUUACUGUCAUUGAUUACCCCAUCAAAACCCUCCUCUUUGAGAGUAACUGCAAUUUUAAGAUAAUGGUGGAGGUUCUUGCUGAGACAUGUUCUUGUUUGCUGAAUAAGGACAUCCAAUAUAACCUGAUGAUAUCAGAUUGUGGCAAAAAGUUUUUCUUGUUUCUUCAGGCCCAAACAUUGUCAACCUCCUGCAACCUUUCAGCAUGGGAGUGUGGAGGCUAUUUCUUGUUCAGGUCUAGGCAGGAAUUCGACGAAGUUACAGAGGCUGCCCUACUUAAACGUCUAAGCACAGUCUCUCUUGAUGAUGAAGGCUUUGCAGCAGUUAAACGGCUCUGUUGCAGGAUUGCAACUAAGAUUGCAACUUGAACUUAUUAUCUGAUGCACGUAUGGGCAACAGAUCUCCCAAUAUACAAUUCGAAGUUGUCUGAUGCUUAUUUUCCCACUACCAAAUUUCUUGUGCUUGGAACAAAGACUAGAACAUUGAUGGUCGGUUCUUGGAAGCUGGAGACAUCAAGUUAUCGCCAACAUGUGCUAUUACCAGGCUGUUCUUUCUCUGGUACUAUAGUCUUUUGUGUGUCUAUUGUGUAGUGCAUUUUAUCCAAUUAGUUGGACUACCUUGCGUUUCAAGAUUGUUCUGUAGCUGGAACUUAAAAUGUAUUCCAAAUCUUAAUAGUAAAUUAUUUUUGAUUUCCAAAUAAUUAAUUUCACAGGUAACGUCUUAA
Molecule: messenger RNA, 2030 nt
Organism: Hevea brasiliensis (rubber tree)
Lineage: Eukaryota; Viridiplantae; Streptophyta; Magnoliopsida; Malpighiales; Euphorbiaceae
Product: GDP-L-galactose phosphorylase 1
Exons: 9
Coding region: 550-1674 (374 amino acids)
Biological process (GO): glucose metabolic process
Cellular component (GO): cytoplasm
Molecular function (GO): GDP-D-glucose phosphorylase activity
Source: RefSeq, a predicted model, not a curated record